AAAAAUCCAGGAUACAGCUGUUCUCUCGUACGCCUCGUGAGCGUGGCAACUGUGUGUUAGUGUGUGCGUGGCUUGACGACACACAAACAUACAUACACACACUUCGCUCGCUCGCAGCUGAGAAGAGGCCCGUUACUUGUAGCCACCCCCUCCACUGUAUGGGUUGUGUUGUCUGCCAUACAGUGGGCGACUGGGCGUGCAUGUGAGGCUCCAGCUCCAGUAAGGGACGCGGCCUGCUCUAGGGCGAGGGUGGCGGGACGGCUGACGGAUGGUACUGUGCUGUUAUAGUAAGACGUGGUGUGUCUUGUUUGCUGCAAGAUGUGGAGCGUUAGAUCGUGGGGUCGAACAGCAGCCGUGUGUUGGAGGAAGACGGUCGUGAGGACUGUGGUGGUGAUGGUGGUGGUGCAGGUGUUUGUGGCAACCUGCGUCGUGUCCUUGUGGCAGCUGCAGAAGGAAGAGCAAGGGAGGAAAACACACGAGUGGCUCAGGCAGCAGCAGGAGGCGCCGCAGAGAGUCGGCAAGUACAUGUUACUGUUUAAAUCCCGUUUUGCGCCGCCAGCUGACGCCACCACUGCCCCCUCGCUACUACGACCCCAGCUGAAGGAUGACCGUACUUUGCCCCCCGAGCUGCGUCAGGGGGUGUCGCCUAGAGUGGAGAGCGUGAUGUCUUAUUACAGUGGUAGUGGUGGGGGUGGUUUGAGGCGUAGCGAUGGAGGACCAAGGAAUAAGGCGAAGGAAGAGGAGGAAGACCCUGAUGUGGCUCGUGGCUUCGUGGAUGAGUUUGUGACGUAUCGAAGUGACGAUAAACUUUUCUUAAUGUUUGACGAUGACAAUAGGAACGUUAAGACGACCAAAAUGACACCUUCUUAUGGCCACGACAACCCAGUAACGAUGACUAAAGUGCCGAUGAAGAAGUCACACUACGACGACAAGGCCAAGCUGCGCUCUGUCUUGAACACUGACGGGAGUGAGGAGGACGACACGGGUGAGGCGAGCGAGUACAGAUUUAAGUCGUACGAUCCAGCCAACCCAUUAAAGAUGAGGCUGAAGGACGACCACGGCGUGUAUUUCGAAGAUGUUGGCAGCGCUGUUUGCUUCAUCACCGGGACAGACAUAAAGGGUAGCAAGCGUGUCGGUGGGAACGAUUGUCAAUGUCUGGACGGCUACUACGGCGUGGACUGCGGCAUUCCGGAGGCGGUGUGGUUCGAUACGUAUCGCAACAAAUAUCCGGACACUCAGCUGAGGAGGAGGAAGGUGCCGCGGAGAAUCAUCAACGGCGUGACGGUACACCACGAGUUUGCGAUGUUCGAGGCGAGACUGCAUGAACUGUACCCGGCAGUGGAUGUCUUCAUACUGGCCGAGUCCAACUACACGGCUCACGGCGACCCCAAGGAGUUUUUGUUUCUGAAGAGGCUACGGCGAGGAUACAUGAAAGAAUUUCAGGACAAGUUACUGUACGUGAGUCUUGAUACUUUCCCCAAGGCAUCAGAAACCAGCGGGUGGGUGGCGGACGCCUACAUCAGGUACCAUCUUGGCAUCCGCGGCCUGCCGCUCCUCAAGGGACUGCGGGAAGAUGACCUGUUCGUGCUCUCUGAUGCUGACGAGCUGCCAUCGCGGGAAGUGAUCACUUUCCUGAAGCUGUAUGACGGUUACCCAGAACCCAUUAGCUUUGCCCUUCAGUGGAACAUGUUCGGGUUCUUCUGGAAGAAGUCGGCGAAGGAUGACUGGGGCAAGUGGGUGUCUGAGAAUGAGGAGAGACCCAGUAUCGUCGGCUCCGUGGUUACAUUGGGAAUGCUGAAGAAAGUACUCUUCAGUAACGUAUUCUUCAUUCGCACCAAUAUCUUCUGGCGAAACUACGAGGUGUUCAAGAGACUCAAGAAGUACCGCGAUGAGCAGGGCCAUCUGGUGAAGGAGUGGGUGAUAGGGAAGGCGGGGCACUACGCCGGCUGGCACUGCUCUUGGUGCUUCAGCCCAGUCGAUAUCGUGCUCAAGAUGGACUCCGCGCAGGCCAACGAUGAGCCUCGCUGGGGGAACAUGCCGGAGAAGAAAAACCUCACCUACAUUGCCUCCAGGAUAGCAGAGGGCGUGUGGUUUGAUGAUAAAGAACACUUCCUGCCAGUGAGGAACACCCACCAGAAGCACUACGCCCCUCGCUACCUGCUGCAGCACCCGGAUCUCUACCGCUCCCUCCUUUACCACCCCAGCUAUGUCCUCGACCUGGGCCAGCCGAGGGCGCCACCGUAGUGCCUCGGUCGGGGACACUGCACACUAACACCACCAAUAAAUAAUCUAGCGCCGUAAAAAUGAUCUUCCGCUAUAGCCAGUGAGUUACGGCGGCGCGUGGGAGGCUGUUGUUUGUCUUCCGUGUGUAGUGUUCAUCAUGAAGGGGUAACUCGUGCAUUUACUAGUGAACUGAUUCUAAACGAAAAAGAAAUUCGUCUUUCGUUCCGAUAUCUUUGUGUGUGUGUGUGUGUGUGUGUGUGUGUGUGUGUGUGUGUGUGUGUGUGUGCGUGCGUGCGUGCGUGUAUCGCUGUGGCACCUGUGUCUGGAUGACUUCAAGAAGUUAAAGAAUUUCUAUGUAUUUCUCUUCAGCAAGGAUUUAAUUUGAAUACACUUUGAGACAGAUCAAUGAUUGGUGGAGGCGUGUGUAUGAGUGUCUUACAACUGCCUAUGGUGCAUCAAGGAGUGGUGACUUAGACCAGUGUUCUUAACUGUUCAUGAUCUCAAUGUUUUGAAAGACCACAAAAUCAAUAAGACAAAUAUUUAGCGUUUAUUUCCCCCUGUUAGGUGCAGAAUUCUUGUUAAGACGAUGUAACUAUAUUGCUUAUGUUCCAUCCCUUUUGAAAGAAGCAAGCACGAAGCAUCAACACUAUGUAAGCAUACGAAUAUGAAAUCUUUGCUAAAUCAUUACUGAAACCAUGAAGACGAUUAUAACUACAUUGCUUAUACUACAUGUUGUUAACCCCUUCAGUACUGGGACGCAUUUUUACCGUGAGUUUUGAUUAUGAUUAGACGAUUUUAUUUACAUUACGAAGCAUUUAUGGAAGUCGGAAGAUCAAUGGUCAGCGCUCUCACCAUUUUUAAUCCUUCACAUGAAUUUUUGAAGCUGCAUAAAAUCGCCAAGUGAUAACAAUGAAUAUGAAAACGUGUCAUGGUAUUGAAGGGGUUAAAUGAAGUCAGGACGAGGUGUCAAAACGAUGUAAGUAUAGGAAUUUGAAAGGGAAGAAUGGGAAGGGAGCGAGGAAGGGAGCGAGGAAAGAAGGAUGGGAAGGGAUCGAAUAAGGGAGAAUGGGAAGGGAUCGAGGAAAGGAGAUCGGGAAGGGAUCGAAUAAGGGAAAAUGGGAAGGGAGCCAGGAACGGUACCAUGACACACGUGGCAACAGAUACCUGGAGAUGAGACUGGGGUUCGAAUUCUAGAAUAUGGCAUUAAGUCCUUUUCUGCAGUGAUGGUAAGUAUAACGUGCUGCGAUUGUCAGUAGCAUUACGGAACAUACCUAUCGUUACGCUAUAGACGUGUUACUCGUGCUAUUAUUGUUUAGUUAAAGUAUUGGCAGUAACAUUCUUUUUGUGUAACUAGCAGUUAGUUUGCUUUGAACAAAUUCUAGUCAUAUUUCUAUAAUAAAUAUAUAAGUCACGGUUA
Portunus trituberculatus (swimming crab) is the source of this 3640-nucleotide messenger RNA. RefSeq names its product beta-1,4-mannosyl-glycoprotein 4-beta-N-acetylglucosaminyltransferase-like. The record is from RefSeq and is a predicted model, not a curated record. Bases 319 to 2244 code for a protein of 641 amino acids. Gene Ontology annotation, cellular component: membrane. Lineage: Eukaryota; Metazoa; Arthropoda; Malacostraca; Decapoda; Portunidae. Gene Ontology annotation, molecular function: beta-1,4-mannosylglycoprotein 4-beta-N-acetylglucosaminyltransferase activity. The transcript is spliced from 5 exons. Gene Ontology annotation, biological process: protein N-linked glycosylation; N-acetylglucosamine metabolic process.